UCGAAAUUCCUAAAAAAAAGGGUUAGCUUCGGCAUUUCCGAGGAGUGCGCGUGCGUUUGGUGUGGUCAACGGAAGCGAGAUAAAUAAACAGAGAGAGAGAGAGAGAGGUGUGUUUGUUCUCUGAGUAGAAGAAGAUCAAGAUCAAGGAAGAGGAUGUCGAAAGAGGAUGUGUUUGUUGGCGCGAUCGACCAAGGAACGAGCAGCAGCAGGUUCAUAAUAUACGACGCGAAGACUGGAGUAGUAGGAUGCCACCACGUGGAGUUCACCCAGUUCUACCCGCAAGCCGGGUGGGUGGAGCAUGACCCCAUGGAGAUCUUGGAGAGUGUGAAGGUGUGCGUGGCCAAGGCCGUCGAUAAGGCCACCGCUGAUGGCUUCAACGUCGAUAAAGGCUUGAAGGCCAUUGGUCUCACCAAUCAGAGAGAGACCACUCUCCUCUGGAGCAAAUCCACCGGCCUCCCUCUUCACAACGCCAUUGUUUGGAUGGAUGCUCGCACUUCUUCCAUUUGCAGGAGAUUGGAAAAGGAGUUAUCUGGCGGUAGAAACCAUUUUGUGGAGAGUUGUGGCUUGCCUAUUAGCACAUACUUCAGUGCUUUGAAGCUGCUGUGGUUGAUGGAAAAUGUAGAUGCCGUAAAGGAGGCCAUAAAGAAAAAGGAUGCGCUGUUUGGAACUAUUGACACUUGGUUGAUAUGGAAUCUAACUGGUGGGGUGAAUGGGGGAUUGCAUGUUACCGAUGUUUCAAAUGCAUCUCGUACAAUGCUCAUGAAUCUAAAAACCCUUGACUGGGAUGCAUCUACCUUAAAAACCCUUAAUAUUCCUGCUGAAAUUUUGCCUAAUAUUGUUAGUAAUGCCGAAAUUAUAGGAGAGGUUGGGUCUGGAUGGCCAAUUGCUGGUGUCCCUAUUGCUGGAUGUUUAGGGGAUCAACAUGCUGCAAUGUUAGGACAAUCAUGCCGUAAAGGGGAGGCUAAGAGCACUUAUGGCACAGGUGCUUUCAUACUACUAAAUACUGGUGAAGGGAUAAUUCAAUCGAAGCACGGUCUUUUAUCCACUAUAGCUUUCAAGCUUGGCCCAAAAGCUCCAACCAAUUAUGCAUUGGAAGGAUCAGUUGCUAUUGCUGGAGCUGCAGUGCAGUGGCUUAGAGACGGUCUUGGCAUCAUUUCUAGUGCUGCAGAGAUAGAGGAGAUGGCAUUACAGGUUGAAUCCACUGGUGGGGUUUACUUUGUUCCUGCUUUUAAUGGAUUGUUUGCCCCAUGGUGGCGUGAGGAUGCUCGCGGGGUUUGUAUUGGAAUAACAAGGUUUACAAGCAAGGGUCACAUUGCCCGAGCUGUGCUUGAGAGCAUGUGUUUCCAAGUGAAAGAUGUCUUGGAUUCAAUGCAUAAAGAUUCAGGAGAAAGUGAAUCCCAAAAAACAGAGUUUUUGCUUAGAGUGGAUGGUGGGGCAACUGUAAACAACCUGCUGAUGCAGAUUCAGGCAGAUUUGGUGGGAUGUCCAGUAAUUAGACCUGCUGACAUAGAGACAACAGCACUUGGAGCAGCCUAUGCUGCCGGAUUAGCUACUGGGAUUUGGAAAGAAGAUUUUAUUUUCAAUACUGAGGAGAAGUUGAAGAAUGCUAGAGUUUUCCGUCCUGUAAUGACUGAGGAAGUAAGGAAAAAGAAAGUUGACUCUUGGUGCAAAGCUGUUAGUAAAACUUUCGACUUAGCUGAUCUUGCUCUUUGAUGGUAAAACACAGUUUAUGUUUCUUUUUAUUUUUAUUUUUUAUGUCCUUUACUUCUGGGUAUAACUUUAUUUUUAGCCUUACUAAAAUGAAGGGAGUAAUUAUGUCAACUCAAAUAAAUUUGACAUUAUGUUUCUGUAUUGUUCCUUCUUUUCCUUGUAUUUUGGAGAAGAAAAAAGCAUCACAUAAAAUGGAAGAAAUACAUUAGUGGGAGUUUCUUAUUAAUUUUUUCGAUAUUGACAUAUGAGAAUACUGGUACAGAGUACUAUCUUGCAAUUGAGUAUUGUUAUUGAGUGACCA
Molecule: messenger RNA, 2011 nt
Organism: Glycine soja
Lineage: Eukaryota; Viridiplantae; Streptophyta; Magnoliopsida; Fabales; Fabaceae
Product: glycerol kinase
Exons: 3
Coding region: 154-1713 (519 amino acids)
Biological process (GO): glycerol-3-phosphate biosynthetic process; glycerol metabolic process; triglyceride metabolic process
Cellular component (GO): mitochondrion
Molecular function (GO): glycerol kinase activity
Source: RefSeq, a predicted model, not a curated record